Messenger RNA from Hypomesus transpacificus, 7301 nucleotides. It is a transcript of the gene sash1a, whose product is annotated as SAM and SH3 domain containing 1a. The record is from RefSeq and is a predicted model, not a curated record. NCBI's taxonomy places the organism in Eukaryota, Metazoa, Chordata, Actinopteri, Osmeriformes, Osmeridae. Gene Ontology annotation, molecular function: protein binding.
UGUGUGCUGUGUGUAAGCGGGAGUGAGAGAGCCACAGAGAGAAGAACGGAGAAACGAAAUUACACAGUCUGGAAGAGAAACGUAAAUCAAACCAGCAAACGAUACUGUACAUUUAAAUUGUCCGACUAGUCACAAUGUUUUGCCUACAGGGCAUCUUUCUUUGCUACUCUCGCGGUUAACUUUGGACUGUCCGUGGGAAGCCCGUGGACGUGCGCUUCGCGGUUCGGUGACAGGUUGUAAAGAAGGAAUUCCAUCACUAUUUUUAAAACCACGGACGAAUUUGGGGGCGUGGAUGGUUCAAGCACCGGCUGUUCUGCUGGUGGAAUAUUUAAUGCGUUGGCUGUGGAAGUGUCGUUAUCUGCACCGUCUUACCGGCUUGGAGUGGCCAGAUCGCACAGCCAAAUCGGUUGGGCACUAUAUGGCUUUUUAACAGCUGCGCUCGUUAAUGUAGGAUUACUUUCAGAUUCACAUUGAUUGUUCACUCUGGAUUCCACUCGUUCUGUUCUGAUUGCCAUUUCUCCAGAGGGCCAAAGGCGGAGUUGAAAGCAGUACAGGAGUAAGGAAAACUGUCUCCAAAAGCGCAACGUUAAAUCGGGUAUUACGCGGUUAUUAUAACCCACAAAAGACUGCUCUUCAGUUUGAGCGGUGGCUGGAAUAGGUAUUAUUUUUGUCGAAUUAAUUUCCACUUUGUUUAAUAUGUUUAUUUAAACUGAAGAACCCUGCAUAGUCAAAAUGGGCGAGUAACAUCGAUGUCCAAACGAUGUCGGUCAGUUGAGCUGUCUAAAUUGAAGUCCUCUCCUUGAUCUGCAAAUAUAGGCAGGUGUCAAACUCACGUGGAUGUAGUGUUGGACUGUAAUAGGCUACUUUACCUUUUUACCACGUAUUUUUGAACUUGUGACUUACAGGACAAAAGUAAGAUCAUGAAAUUUAAGACCUUUUGAAAUACAUGCCGUCUUGGUUAUGGAUAAUCGGCAUUACGUUUGUUCACGAUUCCAGAGGUUUAAACCCUUUUGCUGACUGCCUACGUAUCGUCAUUACAAUGCGAUUUAAAAUUCAUAUGUAGAAGCAACUGCCUCUGAAGUGAUCUUAUAGGCUACCUGCUUUUUUGAGUAUCUUUAUCAAUUGUUACACUCAAAAUGACAAGCAGUGGACCUGUUAUUGUCUAUGAGUGGCUAAAGACUCUUCAGCUCUCCCAAUAUGUCGAGCCAUUUGUUGACAACGGCUACGAUGAUCUGGAAGUUUGCAAACAAAUCGGGGACCCAGACCUGGAUGCCAUCGGCGUGUACAUACCCCACCACCGGCAAAGAAUUCAUGACGCUGUGCAAAGACUGAAAGAAGAGGAUAAGGAGACAGCCUGCGGGCUGUACUUCACCCUGGAGCCGAUGUCCUCUGCAUCCGAGGUUUACACCACCCACAUGGUGGACCAGUACGAGUCCAAGCUCCGUGGGUCAAAGUCCUGGACCGAACCGAACAGUGACCGGGUCGGCCGCAACGGGGGUUAUCUGGGUGCACAGCGGAACCUGACGCUCGGUACUUCUAAUCGGAGAGAGCUGGUGAUUUAUCCCAAACUGAAGCUGAAGAUUAUGAUCAGAGAUAAACUCAUCAGAGAUGGCAUCAACCUGGCCAGGCCUCCAUUCUCAAACAAGGACGGUUCUCUGGGGAACAUAGAUGACCUUGCUCAGGAGUACUCAGAGUACUACAACACCUGCUUCAACGACGUUAGCGACCGCAUGGAGGAGCUACGCAAACGCCGCGUCUCCCAGGACCUGGACAUGGACAAAGCAGACUCCAGCUCCACCUCCCUACAGCUCCGCUCAGAGAUCCAGGAGUCUCUGGGCUUCAGCAGUGAGAUGUCCACUCCAGAGACAGAGAGAAAGAUGUCUCUGCACAAGUCCAGCUCAGAGGACGGUUCUGGAGGUAAAUGGGAUAACAAGAAGAAGAACAAAUCCUUCUGGCAGAACUUCCGGAAGUCUCAGAAGGGAGUCGUGAGGCAGAUGUCAAAAGGAGAGGACAUUGGCUACGUGGCCAGUGAGAUCACCAUGAGUGAUGAAGAGCGUAUCCAGCUGAUGAUGAUGGUGAAGGAGAAGAUGAUCACGGUGGAGGAGGCCCUGGCCAGGCUGAAGGAGUAUGAGAGCCAGAGCAGACAGUCCAGCAGUGCUGAUACUGCAGAGUGGACUGAUGGAUCCAGUCUCAAUCUAAACCAGUCCUCAAACUGCAACUCUCGUGAGCAGUCAGACGACGAGCAGUCGGAGGACUCGGUGAAGUUCAAGCGCCUCCACAAGCUGGUCAACUCCACACGCCGCGUCCGCAAGAAGCUCAUCAAGGUGGACGAGGGAAAGAGGCACGGCUCUGAAGAUUCCCUGAGUCUGGAGGCGUCGCCCACCUGUGAGGACAACACAGCCCUGUACACCGGGGUCCUGAAGAAGCCCUUGGCGCCCCAGGACGCCUCGCUGUCCUCCCUGGCCCAGGACCAGCUCUCCCUUGACGGGGACACCGACAGCCUGACCACCUCCCCCUCCUCCAGCAGCCUGGACACCUGGUCCGGGCACAAGCUGGUGAAGACUUUCAGCAAGUCCUCCAGCACCCACGGCCUGAUCCGACCCCCCCGGAGGGCCCCCGUGGGCUGUGGGGGUCUGGGGGGCGGCGGGGCCGCCGGGGCGGGGGGCAGCGGGUCCUCCUUCUCUGAGCUGGAGGGGUGCGCGCCAGAGGACGAGGGGAAGGUGUCCCGCUCCAUGACGGAGGGAGAGAUGCGCAAGGCCCUCAGCUCCCUCUCCCAUGGGAGGACGUGCAGUUUCGGAGGGUUCGACCUGUCGAACCGCUCGCUCCAUGUUGUCAGCACCGGGUCAGAGGCUAAUAGUAAAGACCAGGAGGCAAUCUAUCGUGAGGUGGUCAAGUCUCCCAACCCCUCUCGUAUUUCUCUGGGGAAGAAAGUCAAAUCUGAGGAGACCAUGAGGAAACGCAUGUCCAAGAAGUACAGCAGCCCCCUGUCUGAACAGUCCAGCCCUGACGGGGCCCCCGGCUCCCCCCAUUCCCCCCAGCCGGACACAGACUCCCUGGAGAAGCCCAAGCUGAAGGCAGGAGGUUCUGUGGAGAGUCUCCGUAGCUCCCUUAGUGGACAGAGCUCCAUGAGUGGUCAAACGGUGAGCACCACAGACUCGUCGGCCAGUAACAGAGAGAGUGUCAAGUCUGAGGACGGGGACGACGAGGAGCCUCCGUACAGAGGGCCCUUCUGUGGCCGAGCCAGGGUCCACACCGACUUCACCCCCAGCCCCUACGACUCAGACUCCCUCAAACUGAAGAGAGGGGAUGUGAUCGACAUCAUCAGUAAGCCUCCCAUGGGUACCUGGAUGGGCCUGCUGAACAACAAGGUGGGCACCUUCAAGUUCAUCUACGUGGACGUGCUGAGCGAGGAAGAGGAGAAGCCCAAGAGAGCGGUGAGGAGGAGGAGGAAGGGCCGCCCUCCCAAACCCAGCUCUGUCGAGGAGCUGCUGGAACGCAUAAACCUCAAGGAGCACAUGCCCACCUUCCUGUUCAACGGCUACGAGGACCUGGACACCUUCAAGCUGCUGGAGGAGGAGGACCUGGACGAGCUGAACAUCCGGGACCCCCAGCACCGCGCCGUGCUGAUGACCGCCGUGGAGCUGCUGCAGGAGUAUGACAGCAGCAGUGAUCCGGAGCGAAGCGGACUGUCAGGUUCCCAGGAGAAACUGCUGUCUGAGGGACACAGCCUAGUCGGCGACUCCCCCCGAGAUUCAGGAUGCUACGAGAGCAAUGAGAACCUGGAAAAUGGCAAGAGCAGGAAGACGUCUCGCUCUAGCCGGUCGUCAGGAGGACUACAGUCCCCAGACUACCCCACCCUGCCCAUGACCCAGUCCACAGAGGCCCUGCAGCAGAACAAGAGGGAGCGCAAGUUCCCCAAGGGCUUCUUCCACAAGCCCAACCUGCGAGGCUUCAACCUGCUGGGGCUGAGGAAGAGCCACCGCCGGACCCCCAUCCCGGCCAGCCGCAGCUGUGAGGAGCUGGAUGGACCCCCACAGACUUCCGGACCGCAGGCCUGGAAACGCUCUCACUCCCUGGGGGACCUCCACUGGGAACAGGGCUUUGACCAGAAGAAGGACCACAGUCCGGAGCUUAAACCUGACAAGGGGGUGGUGAAGUCGGUAAGCGUCAGCCCAGCGAAGCCCCCUCUGGGUCCUCCGGCCCAAAGUGGAGGUCCUGCGGUUAGCCCAAAAAGGUUUGCCGAUCGCCCGACUGUGCCCUCCCAACUGCCCCUCUGGCCCCCCUCCCCCGCUAGCCCUGCCCCCCAGGCUCUAGAGCCCCUCUCCAGCCCCAGCCCUUCUGAGGCCUCCCCAGGCGGGGAGAGGAGCCACCGGACCCACGCUAAGAAGCCCCCUGUGCCCCCACCCGUACCCAUGAAGAAAUCCAAGGAGCGCCUCGCCAACGGCCUCCGCCACCCAUCCCUCUCCACGCCCGCCUCCCCCUCUCCUACCCACUCCCUCUCCAGCUCCCACCCCCCUAGCCCAGUCAUGGGCAGCCCCAGUGGCCCCUCCCUGCCAACAAAGCACCCUUCCAGCAGCACUCCUCCCAGCCCCUCCGCCAGUUCCACAGCUUCAACAGAAGACCAAGACUCUGCCCCUGCCGUGCCCCCUCCCUGGCUGUCCCACUUGCCCGCUGGCAAGGUUGCCGUGGCCAGGAAGGCGUCCCACGCCAAAAUGGCGGUGGACCUGCCCACCGUCCUGGAGCAGAGGCUGGAGGCUGAGGGCAUCGACCUGACCGAGGAGCCCUACUCCGACAAGCAUGGGCGUUGUGGGAUCCCCCAGCCGCUGGUUCAGCGCUACUCAGAGGACCUGGAUCAGCCGGUGAAGGAGGUGGCCUCCAGCCUGGACAUGGUCCGGGUCAAGCAGCUCCGCAAGCAGCACCGCAUGGCCAUACCCUUUGGUGGUUUGACCGAGAUGUGUCGGAAGCCCCUGUCCCCAGGUCACGUCAGCACCGUCUCUGAUUGGCUGGUGUCCAUCGGCCUGCCUAUGUACGCCACGCCCCUGACGGAGGCAGGGUAUGACACCCUGGGGAGCGUGUCGUCCAUGACAGAGAGCAGCGUGUUGGAGGCGGGCGUGCGGGACGAGAGGCACGCCCGCAGGCUGGUGAGCGAGGCCCAGCUGGUGACACCACACAGAGGCCCACAGUCGUAAAAUGGCUCGGCUCCACCACAGGGCAGUUGUACCACAAGCCGUCGGACGGCUGGAGAAGAGAGCACAGUGGUCCACUGUGAACGGACACGAAACCAAAUCCUAAUCCUUAUAGUGCGAGUGACCACAGCACGGCUUGCACGUCUUGUGGAGACGUCUGAUUGGAUGACGGGACAGCCAUUACGCUUGAGAUUUAAGAGAACAAUUUGUCUCUUGUGGCGCCCUCUCUUUAUCUUUCUGGACUGUUCCCGCUCGUUUACUGGCGUUCACCCUGGGAUCUCGCCGACUGCCAAGAACAGAUAUCAGAUGCCUUUGAAAACGGACUCUGACUGUGUCUGCAGGGUUGGGUCUGGUUUCCAUGACAACCGUGUGGUCCAAAAAAACACAUCCUUGAGAGCUGCCGUUAAUGAAAAUAGCACACACGUCUUUUUAAAGUUGGAUUUUUUAUAAUGACUGUUUAUCAAUGCUUUCCUUGUGUUUCAUGUCUGCUUCGUGUCCAUCUUUGAUGUCAGUAAGCAUUGCAGAACAGUGUGAGGAUGAAGUUGGGCCAAAGCAAUUUUGUUUUAAUCUAUGAAUGUCACUGUUAAUCCCAGGCAUAACACGCCACAGCUAAAGCAUUCUUUAAUCAGCUUGGGGCAUUAAUCAAUUAAAUGUACAAGUAACACACAAAACGGGCAAACAAGGCUGUCAAAGGAGAUUUGAAACAACAAUUCCUAAAUCUCUCUCAUAUUAUCAAUAUAAUAUACAGUAUAAUUUAUUCUAAUUUCAAAAAGUGAUUUUAUACUUUCAGAUGUGUACCUGUUAUGUCUUCUUUGUGAAUGUCAAAGCCACAAUGGUAUCCCGGAUGUCUUUGUCAUCGUAACCAUAGAGACAGCUGCCGAUUGGAGCCAAUGUUUGAGAUUAUAUUUUAGAUUUCAAAUCAUAUCUUGGGCGAGCAAAUAUGUUAGUUCCGUCUGUCAAGGUUCAAUUUGCACAUUAAAAUCCGCUUUUUUUUGGUUUUUGCAGAUAUUAUGUCUCUGGGUGUAUCCAAGCUCAUUUUACAUUGCCUUACCUGUGUAAUGUAGGAAUGAACAGAUGAAUAUGUUACCAUGUCCUAUUAGCCCCUUAGUUCAUGCCAUGCUGGGAGGGAGGGAGGGAUACAGCUGUUUGACAGAAGCGAAGGAUCACAUCUGGAGUGUCAUGUCUUAUCUCGUAACAGGAAGUGGGCGGGUGUCAGGGAGGGGAUCGCAGAUCUAGAAGGGAGAGUUUUUGGAGCUUCAACCUCAUUGGUGGUUUAUUUAUGACAUCGGGGUCACCCAGGUUACUGUCGAUUUCAUAGAUCAUUGGUUUAUCUGUCAUUCUGGGAGGGAGACUCCAAACAUCAAACGUAAUUUACUCCCAACUAUGGAAUUUCAAAAUAAAGGUUUGACAGAGUGGCAUAAACUAGAGGGUGCUGUUGCCGUGGUGACUUGGUAGUUGGAAUGCCUUUUCCGUUCAUACAGAGGCUCUGGGUCAUUAGCUGGAAACUUUGAGCAUAAAGGCCCGACAUUGAAUAUGUAUUUUGUAAAGAUUAGAACAAUUACUGUCACUGUAAAUGCACUUUAGAAAGUAAAUCCAGAUGUUUUUAAACUAAAUUAGGUAAAGUCCACAAAUGGAUAUUUGUUUUCAGGUUAUGUAAAGGUUUUGAAUGGAUGAUACUGGUAUUUAGAUAUCUUUUUAUUGAGUUCCCAAUGCCAAGUCAAUGUACAAAUGUAAUUAAUCGAUCAUGAAUUAACUGUUCAAAUUACUGACUUCCAAAAUGUUUUGCAGUCGUACAAAAAACAAAUUCUUAAUUACAUAUAUGAAAUGAUUAACAAAAGUUGCACAUUCUGUAUAUGUAAUUGGUAUUUAAAUAACUUAUUUUUUGCUUUUCAUGUCAAAUGUAAUUAUUAGCUGUACAAAUAGCAAUACCUUACUGCAUAUUGCUUUAGACAGUGACAAACUACAGUAUGGACUGUAAAAUAUAAGUGUAUAAAUGAUUUUAUUUGGUUUCAUCUAGCUAAUGAUUGUCAAUAAAUAUUCGCUUGUGUAUUGAAACAAAAAAAAAUGUCUAUAACGAUUUGUCAUUCUGAAAAUAUAAUAAAAACUUUCUUGCCA